Molecule: messenger RNA, 1509 nt
Organism: Trichoderma aggressivum f. europaeum
Lineage: Eukaryota; Fungi; Ascomycota; Sordariomycetes; Hypocreales; Hypocreaceae
Exons: 3
Coding region: 1-1509 (502 amino acids)
Biological process (GO): transmembrane transport
Cellular component (GO): membrane
Molecular function (GO): transmembrane transporter activity
Source: RefSeq, a predicted model, not a curated record
AUGUCUGCCGAACUUGGCCAGGCGGAAAAGUCGUCCGCUGUGGUCGCAGCUGAAGGAGACGGAGAUGAUGCUGUUGUCGUUGUUGAAAGCAGCGCGUCCAAGAAGCGCCAGUCGCUGUCCGACAUCUUUACCAUUAUCGCAGCCGGUGCUGCUCUCAUUUCCGAUGGCUACCAGAACAACCUCAUGACAAUGUCCAACGUCCUCUUCAAAAAGGAAUAUCCUGCGCAGUACACUUCAACUGUCAGCACUCGCGUUUCCAAUUCGUUACUUGUCGGUGCCGUGUUAGGGCAGGUUACAAUUGGUCUGACGUGCGACUAUCUCGGACGCAAGACUGCAAUCGUUGCAACAACGCUCCUCAUCGUCAUCGGCGGCAUUCUGGCCACUGCCGCCCAUGGAGUUACCAUUGAUGGCAUGUUUUGGAUGUUGACUGUUGCUCGAGGCAUUGUUGGAUUUGGUGUUGGGGGCGAGUAUCCUGCUGCAAGCACAUCAUCUUCUGAAGCCGCCAACGAAAGAACUCUUGAUAAACGAGGACCAAUUUUUAUCCUCGUGACGAACCUACCUCUAUCUUUUGGGGGCCCCUUGGCUGUUUCGAUCUUCCUGAUUGUGCUCUCUGCCGCCGGUGAGAAUCAUUUGUCGACGGUGUGGCGAGUAUGCUUCGGUAUCGGCAUCCUUCUCCCGCUCUCCGUCUUCUACUUCCGUUUCAAGAUGCUCAAUUCCAAGCUCUACCGCAAGAGCGCUAUCCAGAGGAAUGUGCCUUAUGGUCUGGCUAUUCGAUACUACUGGAAGACUUUGAUUGGCACGUGUGGCGCCUGGUUCCUGUACGACUUUGUCACCUUUCCCAACGGAGUCUUUUCUGGCACCAUCCUUUCUUCCGUGGUCGACACCAAUGACACGUUACGGAGCACGGCAGAGUGGCAAUUACUGCUAGGGGCCAUUGCCCUUCCCGGUGUCUUUCUCGGCGCCUUUCUGUGUGAUCGACUGGGCAGACGCAACACCAUGAUGCUGGGCUUCAGUGGCUACUUGGUUUUUGGACUCAUUAUCGGCUGUUCUUACGACAAAAUCACUAAAAUAACACCCCUCUUUGUGGUCAUGUAUGGCGCAAUGCAAAGCAGUGGCAACAUGGGCCCUGGAGACAUGCUUGGUCUCUUGUCCGCCGAGAGUUAUGCAACAAGUGUCAGAGGCUCGUUCUAUGGCCUUUCAGCGGCCCUAGGUAAGAGCGGUGCAGCAAUUGGUACUCAAGCAUUUACUCCGAUUCAAAACAAUCUAGGUAAACGGUGGACGUUUAUUAUUGCGGCCAUCUGCGGUGUUGUGGGUGUCUUGGUCACCUACUUCUUUGUACCCAACGUGACGGGCGAGGAUCUCGCCAUACAAGACGAAAAAUUCAAGGCUUACUUGCUAGAGCAUGGAUGGAGCGGUGAGAUGGGUGUCAGUGACGAAAAGGAACAGGUUGUGGAAGAGGAUGAGGAGGUGGCCUCACCAAACGGUGGCGAAAAGGGCGUCAAGGCAUAG